Molecule: messenger RNA, 311 nt
Organism: Staurois parvus
Lineage: Eukaryota; Metazoa; Chordata; Amphibia; Anura; Ranidae
Source: the annotation of a GenBank genome assembly
GUGAUAUGGUUUGAUACAGGAAUGUUAUACUAUGUGAUUUUAGUGUAUUUAGUGAAUGUCACUUUUUGUCAUUUUCAAAUUUCCUGCCGGUUCCAACCCCGUACGUCCCGACGCUCGCAGGGGACGGAACCCAGAAGACAGAUGCCGGCAUCCACUGGAUUACAUUUCCGGAGACACUGCAGGAGGGACAUCGCGGGACCGCAGGACAAGGUAAGUGAUUGAGGGAUCCCAGAGCAACGCUGCAUGGUAAGCCCGAGUGUAGUUCGGGGUUACCACUUGUGCUACACUCAUGAAUACCGCCAGGGGGGUUA